Molecule: messenger RNA, 2345 nt
Organism: Aethina tumida (small hive beetle)
Lineage: Eukaryota; Metazoa; Arthropoda; Insecta; Coleoptera; Nitidulidae
Gene: PNPase
Product: polyribonucleotide nucleotidyltransferase 1, mitochondrial
Exons: 8
Coding region: 30-2264 (744 amino acids)
Biological process (GO): mitochondrial mRNA catabolic process; mitochondrial RNA 3'-end processing
Cellular component (GO): mitochondrion; cytosol
Molecular function (GO): polyribonucleotide nucleotidyltransferase activity; 3'-5'-RNA exonuclease activity; RNA binding
Source: RefSeq, a predicted model, not a curated record
UGUGCCUAACCUAAAAUUUAACUAAAAUAAUGUUUCAAAUAUUCCGACAUAAACGUUUAAAAAACCUUCUUAAUCUGAGACGGCAUGCAUACAAUCACACAAAAUUCUUCAGUCAAAAGCUAUCAGAUCCCGAGGUAGUAAUUCCUUUUUCUAACGGCCGAAAUUUGAACAUCUCUACGGGUCAAUAUGCUAGACUGGCCGAUGGGUGUGCUUUGGCGACUUUGGGGGACACCAGUGUUAUGGUUACAGUUGUUUCGAAGACUAAACCAUCACCAGCCAAUUUUCUCCCACUGGUGGUGGAUUACAGGCAGAAGUCCGCAGCGGCUGGUCGAAUUCCCACAAACUUUUUGCGUAGAGAACUGGGUCCCUCUGAAAGGGAGAUUUUGACGUCACGACUCAUAGAUAGAAGUCUGAGGCCACUGUUCCCAGAAAACUAUAACUACGAGACACAAGUGGUUUGUAAUAUGCUGGCCGUUGAUGGUGUCAAUAAUCCUGAUGUAAUUUCAAUUAAUGCUGCAUCUGCAGCCUUAAGUCUUAGUGACAUACCUUGGAAUGGUCCUAUUGGAGCUGUAAGAAUGGGAUUUAUUGACAAUGAGUUGAUAAUAAACCCCACCAGAAAGGAACAACAGAUAUCAAAUUUAAAUUUAGUAGUGUCUGCAACAAAAAGAAAUCUUGUUGUGAUGCUUGAAGGCAGUGCAGACAACAUUCUUCAGCAAGAUUUGCUGAAAGCUAUCAAACAAGGCACAAAGGAAGCACAACAUAUAGUAAAUGGCAUUGAGGACCUUCAAAAAACAUUUGGCAAGCCAAAGAGAACUAUGGACACACCAAAUUUUCUUUCAGAGGAAAUAAUUGAAGCUUUGCGUUCCUUGUCGGAAAUGCGUGUAAAAGGCAUCUUCAAAGACUAUUCUCUAGAUAAACUUUCUCGUGAUAAUGCUCUAUCCGACGUUCGGACUGACGUUGUAGAAAAAGUUAAACAAAGUUUUCCAGAUGUUGAUAUUAAUUUACUUAGUGAAGGUUACAAUAAGUUUGUUAAAAAUGUGUUUCGUGAACUGGUGUUUGAAGAAGAAAAAAGGUGCGACGGUAGGGAAUUUGAUGAAUUAAGAAAGAUUUCUUGCAAAGUGAAUUUGUACAAACCUCUACAUGGCUCAGCAGUUUUUCAAAGAGGACAAACUCAAGUCUUUUGUACAGUUACUUUGGACUCCCAUGAAAGUGCAAUGAAAUUGGAUCCUGUAGCGAUGUUAACAAGUGGUGUUAAAGAAAAAAAUUUCUUCUUACACUACGAAUUUCCUCCGUUUGCGACAAAAGAAACGGGAAAAAUUGGACCAAUUGGAAGAAGAGAAAUGGGACAUGGCGCACUUGCGGAAAAAGGUCUAAUUCCAACUGUGCCCAAUGAUUAUCCGUUUACAAUAAGACUGACUUCUGAAGUGUUGGAAUCAAAUGGCUCUAGUUCGAUGGCCAGUAUAUGUGGGGGUAGUUUGGCUCUCAUGGAUGCUGGAGUCCCUGUAUCAGGUCCAGCUGCUGGAGUUGCAAUCGGUUUAAUUACUAAAUACGACAGUGACAAGAAAAAUAUUGCUGAUUAUCGCGUUCUCACAGAUUUAUUGGGCAUUGAAGAUUACAUGGGUGACAUGGACUUCAAAGUAGCGGGCACAAAGAAAGGUUUCACUGCGCUCCAGGCGGACAUUAAAAUUCCUGGUUUGCCCCUUAAAAUCGUUAUGGAGGCGAUAGAAAAGGCGUCGGAAGCUAAGAAAACUAUCCUCGGAAUCAUGCACGAUUGUAUCGAUAAACCUAGGAGCGAGAAAAAAGAGAACUGGCCUGUAUGUCAGAAGCUUGAGGUGGAGGCCCACAAAAGGGCCAGACUGUUGGGUGUUGGAGGAACGAAUUUGAAGAAAUUAUUCGCCGAGACAGGUGUUCAGGUUUCGCAGGUGGACGACACAACCUUCCAAAUAUUUGCGCCCAGUCAAAACGCAAUGGACGAGGCGGAGGAAAUCAUCACCAAAUGGUUGAAUACCGAAAGAGCUCCGGACUUGGAAUUCGGUGGUAUAUAUCCUGCUAAAAUCGUUGAACUCAGGGACAUUGGUGUCAUGGUGACACUUUAUCCAGGAAUGCCACCGGCAUUACUUCAUAAUUCUCAGUUAGACCAAAGAAAGGUGGCCCAUCCUUCCGCUCUGGGUCUGGAAAUAGGCCAAGAAUUACAAGUGAAAUAUUUCGGCAGGGAUCCAGUUUCGGGAUUAAUGAGGCUUUCAAGGAAAGUUCUGCAGAGAUAGCGGUUUACGUAACAUCACAUCCCUUUAAUUUUAUGUACAGUUUUCUUUUGUUUUAUUUUAUUAAUAAAUUUUACAAAACAA